AUGCAUAGAGCCAGCACUAUAUCAAACUCUUCAGACCCGGCCAGCGCUCCGGAAUUCGAGGCGGCUCUCAGAAACCUGCAAAGUCAAAGCGUUGCCAUAGCUGCAGAGGAAGCUGAGAGUGUAGCCAGGUUCUUGCACAAGUUCACACCAGACCAGUCAAUCGCGUUGUGGCAGGCUGGGGCUCAUAUCAUCCACGAUGAGGACUCAGAGGAAGUUCGAAGGCGAGGGUCAAAGCUGUUGGAAGUGAUCGCCAACAGGCAAGACUUAUCUCCCACAGCAAGGCGUUAUAUUUUCGAGAGCAUUUCGCGUCCAUCCGCGCCAGACGUCAUACCUGCACGUAUCAAUGCGUUGAUUGCGUUGUCAGACAAUGGCAGAAAGCUGGACUUUACUGACUCUUCUAUCUUGCCGGUCCUCUCAGCUUGUCUGAUGCCGCUGUACAAAGCUGUUGCCGCAGCGCGCUCGAAAGCGAAGAAAGGGAAAGUAUCACGCUCGAAUGGGUCCAGAUAUGAUGACGAUGCCAAUUUGAACAACUUGCUCCAGUUUGUCGUUGACGUGAUCACGCUCCAAUAUAAUCCUGCCACCACGGAAGAGAUUGAAUUUUUGCUAAACGAGGUCUUGACGGUAUGCAAGAAGACGAGCGUCGCAUUGGAUAUCAAAAACUCGUUAGCUAUCUUCGAUGCUAUCGUCCUUUAUGCGGAGGUGCCCGAAGGAAGCUUUAUGGGCAUGCUGGAAGUCUUGUGCAGUAUUCACGCCUCUGUCAAGUCCCUCACCGGCCCCACGUCUCGAGUAGUCCGCAAUCUGGCUAAAUCACGGAGACAGGCGGCGAUGGUGGAUCUUUUGCACUCCUUUCUAGUAGAGGACCCUGAUAGCAAAGGCCGGAAUCUCAAUGUUGUUCGAGGGGCGAUUGAUGUCUUCACGGAUCUUGCUCGUGCAUACGGCCAAGAGGGUUUGCCUCAAAUUUCAUUUGUCGGUUUAGUGAACUCCCUCCACGUUGUGGUCGAAAGAGAAAGCUGUCGCAUUGAAGCCGACGUUCUCAAGUUGUGUCUGAGCAUGUUGGACGGCGAGUUCGCUUCCGUCUGCAUGCAGGAGCCGGAUUGGAGGGAGUUUGUCGAACUGUUGCUCUUGUGCUCCCGCCACGUCAUUGAUGGACAUGAUGGAUGUCUUAACUCCGCCCAAGCCGCUGUGCCUACUUCGCCAUCGAAGAGUGCUACGUUAGAAGAUGGUCGCUCGAACAUUCUAGCGAAUAUCACGCGGAUUGCAGCAUUGAUUGAAUAUCACUGGGACAGACUGAAUGAGCAACAGCGAAUCGAGUCAGGGCGAUUUCUUAUGCUGAUUCAUCGACACCUUUCGCCUACUCAAGCUAGGUUGCUUCUCAGCCUAUUCAGGGAGAGAAAAGCAUGUUUUCCCGGGAAAGAUGACUGGGAAUCGCAGUCGAGAACACUCAUUCGAGCAUUUUUACAACCAUCUGAUAAGGUCUCGGAUGUCCGCAUCCUAGCUCUAGAGACGUUGAAGGAUGCAAUGUUUAGCGAUGGGGCUUUGGCUAGUUUUCAACAGAGUAAGCUUAUUGAAUAUCUUCUCGAGGAAUUUCCCGAGGAGAAAGAUCCAGUCUAUCUCGAGGCGUUGGUCUCGGUAAUGGUCGAGAUUGCGGCUAUGGGUGAUGACACUCUGUUGAAGCUUGUCGUAGACAAGUUGAGCUCAUCAAUGACGUACGAUCGCAGCAGUGAUGAUGUUCUUCUUCCCUCGGGUCAGUCUGAAUCCCGUCGCAGCUCCGCUGCGGGCAAUCCGGAGUCAUCCUUGUCAAAUGUCUGCUCUACUGGGCUUGUCAAGCUGUUUCUUCGCUUCGUCAACGCGUCGGCUGAUAGGGCUGCACUGUUAUUUGAGGCUCUCAUUUACAUAGUCCGGUUAUGGGAUCGACCUUCUGAUUCUCGGUUGACAGUUUUAAAGCUCCUGUUCAGGCUAAGAUGCGACUCCGCAGGUUCGAUCAUGGUGGCUGCCGACGUUGACAAUGACUUCCUGGUAGCUGUGCUGUCGCGGAACUUGGACGUUGGACCUAAACCGGCGCCAAGCAUGGAGGGCGCUGGUGCCGAUCGUGCGUCAAAGGCUGAAGAAGGUCUCGUUGCUCAUACUGGCAGAUUGUCACUAAAGGAGCAGUCCACUUCCGCUCCUCCGUCCAAGCCGAUGAUGCGCGGGAGUAGUUCUCAAUUGCGUAGCGGGAGGUGGAUGCCUCCUGCUUGGACGUACGUUGAGCCAAGGGGCCUUCCAGAUGAGCCACCAACAACUCCUAGUCCUUAUGUCUAUGCCUAUGAGCCCGAGCCUCAAUCUAAAGGGACAGUGACAUUAAAAAUAAACUUCUGGCUGGAAACAGUUAUCACCUUGUUGCAGCGCGAAUCAGAUUGGGAUGUCUACAGCUAUGUCCUUGCUCACCUUGGACCGCAGUUGGGCAACAGAGACUUCUUCACCAACGCUGUUCCUCAAAUUAAACUGCUGCGCAGUGUCCUCUGUGAUCAGAUAAAAAAUGAGACUUUUCGCGAACCCCCUGGCUUGUCAGGCGUCAAAAAAGCGGAUGUAGCUAUCUGCAUAUUCGAAGCCCUGGCCAUGCUUAUCAGCUAUCAUGGACACUUUGCCAAGAGCGAACAGGACGAGCUCGUCCGCGCAUUCAUGCUGGGAAUCAUUGGAUCCUGGGAUGGCACCUCACGAGGGUGCAUACAUGCUCUGUCUGUUUGCUGUCAUGAAAUCCCACUUUCGGUAACCAAAUCACUAAACGCCAUACUUGACAAGAUGUCGAAAGUGAUAACGAUGUCCCAUCUGGCUGUCCAUAUUUUGGAGUUUCUCGCUCUUCUUGCUAGGUUGCCCGAUGUAUAUGUCAAUCUCCGGGAAGAGGAAAUCCGUACCGUCUUUGGCAUCUGCAUCCGCUUCAUACAGACUUCAAGAGAGCAACGCUAUAAAGCAUCUGAGUCUCCGACUUCCCGAAACAGUUCGCUCUCGACGAGGCUGAGCGGUGGCUUACGGGAGAUAGCUGCUGCGCAAGCUGAGCCAUCUGAUACAUCUUGGCAGGAGGGCAUCUCGAAAUAUGUGUACACACUCACAUACCAUGUCUUGGUCUUCUGGUUUCUGUCUCUCAAGCUUCAGGAUCGCGCGAAACAUGUCAAUUGGAUCACCAGUCGACUAAUAUUUACAGAUGAACAUGGGAGAGAAGUGGUUGAAGAGCAGAGCGAAGUAUUUAUUGAUUUUAUGCAGAGAGUGACGUAUUCCGAUCUGGGUGACACAAUACCUUUUGAUAAAUUCCCUCCUUCUCCCGAGCACGGCCCGGUGGUGAAGAAGUCAUGGAUCGUUGGGAUGAGCAUCGUCACGGUCGAGACUGCUGCAGUGUCUGGUCUGACUCAGAUCACAAAGCGAAUGGCCUCUGGGACGACAUAUGCAGAAUAUAGACAGCGGACGGCACCAGUCCUGCCACACCAAGUUCCUCCAACACCUGAUGCUCUUUCGCUCUCUGAUGCGUCCAGUCGUACGGCCAUCUUACCCAGUCAUGUGCUCCUUCAGAUGACAACUACCGCCUUUCCGACUCCCUCAGUCGUACAACCUAUCCCACUCCCAGAUGAUGAUAUGACCCGUCGAGCAAUAAAUUCGUUCGAUCGAAAUGACAUUGUUGAUGGACAUAAAGUUGGCGUCAUAUUUAUCGACAAGGGUCAGACCACAGAGGCUGAAAUAUUGGCCAACACAAAGGGCAGUCCGGACUACGAGCACUUCUUGACCGGCCUCGGAACUAAGGUGGCGCUCCGCGGUGCUCAAUUCAAUACCCAGGGCCUUCAUGGCGAUGUUGACGGCGAGUACACGUAUGCAUGGCGGGACCGGGUAACCGAGGUCGUUUAUCAUAUAGCUACAAUGAUGCCUACCAAUCUCGAGACUGAUCCUCACUGCAUCAACAAGAAACGUCACAUUGGCAACGACUUUGUUAACAUCAUCUUCAACCGGUCGAAUUUACCUUUCAAUUUCGAGACCAUACCGUCGCAGUUCAAUUUUAUCAACAUUGUCAUCACCCCAGUCAGCCGAAUUGCACCUCGUGACUAUGCCAAGUCUGAAACGGAGGACGCUACAGACUACAAUAAGCAAUUCUAUUCAGUCAAGGUGAUGAGCAAGCCUGGAUUCCCAGAACUCUCGCCGGCUGCCACAGCGAAAGUUAUCUCCGGCAAGAACCUCGCUGCCUUUGUCCGCAUUCUUGCGAUGAAUGCCUCCGUCUUCUCGCUUGUGUGGAACCGCGAAGGCGGCGAGCAUAUAUCGUCUUGGCGCAACAGACUGCGCGAGAUCAAGCGCCUUCGUGAGCGCGUCUUAAAUGCCCAGAAUCAGGCCCCAGCAGAGGUCGGGGAAGGAAGCUACAUGGGCUACCGGCGCAACACGAAGCCCAAUCUGUACCCGGAGGACGGGUCGUCGCGACCUGGGGUGCGAACCGAUUUCAGUGCUGAUUGGAACGCGGCUGCAGACAACAACGUUGUCCAAGCCUUGGACUUUUCUCGGUGGACUAGAUAA
This is a messenger RNA of Rasamsonia emersonii CBS 393.64, 4524 nucleotides long. RefSeq names its product GTPase activating protein. Gene Ontology annotation, molecular function: GTPase activator activity. The record is from RefSeq and is a predicted model, not a curated record. The coding region runs from base 1 to 4524 and encodes 1507 amino acids. Gene Ontology annotation, cellular component: TSC1-TSC2 complex; cytoplasm; nucleus. NCBI's taxonomy places the organism in Eukaryota, Fungi, Ascomycota, Eurotiomycetes, Eurotiales, Trichocomaceae. Gene Ontology annotation, biological process: negative regulation of TOR signaling; positive regulation of GTPase activity; regulation of small GTPase mediated signal transduction. The transcript has a single exon.